This is a messenger RNA of Clonostachys rhizophaga, 312 nucleotides long. Lineage: Eukaryota; Fungi; Ascomycota; Sordariomycetes; Hypocreales; Bionectriaceae. The record is from the annotation of a GenBank genome assembly.
AUGUCUUCCAACGUUCUCGGCAACAAGGACAUCAACGCUCCAAUCAUGUCGGAGCAGGACCAGGCCCUCCGCACCAAGGACAUCAAGAGCAUGGAAUACCAUCGCGAGGUCCUCAAGUCCAAGAUGGAAGAACGAUCCUCCAAGCAAUAUGUAUCCCCAUCCGACAACAUCAUGAGCCCAUGCAGUGCCAAGCUCAACGCACUGCGCAACAAGCACGCCAGCAAGGCCAAGCCCAAGUCCCUCUUCGCCCAAGCCAGCGCUAAGAAGCUGCAAGGCGAGAGUGCCCUUGGCGCCACUCCUGCACGACCCUGA